This is a messenger RNA of Octopus bimaculoides (California two-spot octopus), 1725 nucleotides long. Its product is annotated as rho guanine nucleotide exchange factor 3. The record is from RefSeq and is a predicted model, not a curated record. Gene Ontology annotation, biological process: positive regulation of Rho protein signal transduction. Gene Ontology annotation, molecular function: guanyl-nucleotide exchange factor activity. NCBI's taxonomy places the organism in Eukaryota, Metazoa, Mollusca, Cephalopoda, Octopoda, Octopodidae.
UUCAAUUUAAAGAUUUUAAAAAACAAAAACAAAACACUAGAAUUUGUCUCGGGAUUAUUUGGUUUUAUUUUAUUUACAACAGCUUUUGGGAUUGUAAUUAUUUUUAAUUGCUGUGUUGUAUUGCCUUCGUUCCGAUGAAAACUCCUAAAAUGACGUCGAAAGAAAACCACAACUUCUGCGAGCCAGCUCUCCCUAGUUGUAGGAGGAGGUUCUCUUUAACGUCAGCUGCCAGUAUCAUGGAUCUAACAGAGUUGACAUUCAAACGGAAGAGGAAAAAAGACGAAGACAGCAUCAGUGUUCAUAGCUUAGACACUUCAUCAUUCAAGAACAAGAAGCAUCGCUCUAUGCUGAGAGUCUCUUCCUUGGCCAACCUACUCUCACCUGCAAAACCUGCAAAGAAAAUGGGACGAGCUUUACAGAAAUCUUUAAAUUUCAAAGUACCAUCAACAGCCUCCCCUAGUCUGAAGAUGGGCUCUGCUGCAUACAAACUACCUCUCCCAACAGCUGCCAAAUCUCGACUUGACCGGUCUUGGAGUGAAUCUGUGAAAUCUGAAAGGAUUACUGGUUUGUCUGUUCAAGAAAUUAAGCGCCAAGAGGCAAUUUUUGAACUUUACCAGGGAGAACUGGAUCUAAUACAAGAUCUUGGAGUAGUAAAAACGACCUACCAUGAUUCUAUGAAAAAAUUACACUUAUUAAGUAAUGAGGAGUUACAAAAAAUAUUCGGAUUUCUGGACUCACUGAUACCAAUCCACCAAGCUUUAGUCGACAGAUUGGUUGUUCAAAGACUACCUGACGGAACCACUGAGGGUGUAGGAAAACAGAUCAAAGAAUGGGUACCCAGCUUGUGUCAAUACAUCCAAGUUUGUGCCAACCAGGUAUUUGCCAAGGCUUUGUUAGAUGAGAAGAAAUACGAUGCAGGCGUUGACGAUUUUCUGCAAAGAUGUAUGGAAUCUCCAUUUAGCAGGAAACUGGACCUUUGGGGUUUGCUUGAUGGACCUCGUGGUCGGUUUUUGAAGUAUCCAUUAUUGAUAAAGAGUAUCCAGAGAUAUACGAAUUGUGCAAGUGAAGAUUACCAAUGUCUCAAAGACGCACUAAAACUCAUUGAAAAGCUGAUUGCUGAAGCAGAUGAGAAAAUUGGUGAAGCUAAAUGCACAUUAUACAAAUCAAAAUUGUCAUAUGUUUAUGAUGAUCAGAAAGUUGAUUCCGUUGAAGACUCAAAAGUCUUUGUUUGCAGUGGGAUACUGAAAAACAACAAAGGCACUAAACUCCAUGUGUUUCUGUUGGACAAAGUUCUCCUUGUUACACGGCCAGUCACCAAUAACAGCCAGCGUGGCUUCCAAGUAUACCGUCAGCCAAUUCCUGUCAGUAUGUUAAACGUAGAGGAUUUGAAAGACAACGAAGUGCGGCUGGGAUCCUUCCGGAACGCUUUUGGACAGGGACAAACAGCAAAGAAUGUGUUUCGAGUGUCGUUUAUGGAUCCAAGCCAAGGCCAGUCCCACACACUGAUUGCCACAGACGAACACGACAAACGCCAGUGGCUGCAGUGUCUACGCCAGUCCAUAUCUAACCAGAGGCCCAACGGAAGCUGAAUGCUCUGCAACCCAUCCAAAAUAAGACUCAUCCCCCCCAUCUCUUCAUCCACAAAACAAAAAAUGAGAACAUUUAACAACAAAACUAUCAAAAACUUUAAAACAAACAAAACAAAAAAUGGAUUGAGGGAUUGCU